AUGGUCCCCAAGAAACGCCCUCGUUCACCCUCCCCUAGGGAGAACACGGGCCCCGCUUCCAAGAAAGGGUCAAGCAAUCACCGCUCCCGACACCGCUCACAUUCCCCUCGACCAAAAAUAAGAUCCAGGUCACCCCCUGCGAAGCACGAUGAUAACCGCAGGCGACACAGGCGGAGUCGCAGCCGGUCCUCCACCCCUUCCGCCAGCGACGAAGAAGAGGAGCGUCGGGGCCCUCUGUCCCACGCAAUCUUGGAAGCACCACUGCCGGCCGGUCUUGAAAAACCCCCGCCACUAGGUACAUAUGACGGGACCACCGACCCAGAAGAGCACAUCGAAAACAUCGACGCCCUCCUUGAUUACAGAGGGGUGCCGGGCGCAAUCAAGUGCCGUUUAUUCCCGACCACUCUGCGCAAAGGGGCCAAGACGUGGUACAAGAGUUUACCCGAUGAAUCCAUCACUUCAUGGAAAGUGCUCAGGAAACUCUUCUCCAGACACUUCACGGUCUCCCGAAGACAUACAAAGUCCGAAGCCUCCUUAGAGGCCAUCAUCCAAGGAAAAGACGAAUCCCUCUGGGCCUACAUAGAAAGGUUCAACAAAGAGGUCGUGCAAGUGUCCACAACCGCCCACAUGAAGAAGUUCUUACUCGAGCGGGGCCUCUGGCCACGCUCAGACUUCGCCAAAGCCGUCGGGAUCGAGACGCCCGCCACUCUGGACGAAUUCUUCCUCAAGGCCCAAGCAUACAUACAAUACGAGGAAAAAGAGGCGGCUUACGCAGUCCGCAACUCAAGACAGGAAGAGAAUACUAAAGGUGCCCGGCAAGACGACUCUCGCCGAGGAACCGAUAACAAGAAAGAGGAUAAAGGUCUAGACCCAAAAGACUACAAAGCACCGGCAGGGAAGUUUUGGGAGUACACCAUGCUGAACGCAUCCCGAGAACACAUUUUGAACGAAUGCGCGAAUGCAGAAUUCCAAACGGGAAAAGUCCGCUUCCCGAAGUCCAUGCCUGCACGGCCAAACGUGGAUAAAUCAAAGUUCUGCCAGUUCCACGAAGGCCACGGGCAUAACACAGCAGAUUGCAUCCACCUGAAGGACGAAAUAAAAAUAUUAAUCCGAGAAGGACACCUGAAGCAAUACGCGAAGAAGCAAGAGGCCACCAAAGAAGCCAAAUCGAUCACCGAGGAAAAGCCGGCGGAAGAUACGCCCGCCAUGCAAGUGGCCAUGAGUAUCACCCGACCAGAGGACUUUUACCUCCCCGAUUGGGCCCGGGUGUCUUCCAUUCCCUCUCCUCACAGCCCAUGGGAAAUUUUCCCUUCCGCCAUGGUCAUAUCUGGGGGAGGAUUCACCAAACUCACCGUCGGAUCCGUGAAACAGAAAUUCGACGAGCUAAUUUCAGCUAGUUCGAGCAAAUCCGCUACUCUCGACCUCGCCAAGGGCGGCUCAUCUUCCAUAUCUUUCUACAAAGAGGAACUGCCCGGCGGAGCACCCAACGUGACCAUCCCCCUCCUCAUCCGGGCUCGAAUGGCCAACUUUGACGUGCGUCGCAUUCUGGUCGAUCAAGGGAGUUCGGUAGACAUUAUGUACUCCCAGUUAUUCAAAACGCUGUAA
Messenger RNA from Vicia villosa (hairy vetch), 1605 nucleotides. RefSeq lists its product as uncharacterized. Lineage: Eukaryota; Viridiplantae; Streptophyta; Magnoliopsida; Fabales; Fabaceae. Bases 1 to 1605 code for a protein of 534 amino acids. The record is from RefSeq and is a predicted model, not a curated record. The transcript has a single exon.